Molecule: messenger RNA, 1668 nt
Organism: Penicillium macrosclerotiorum
Lineage: Eukaryota; Fungi; Ascomycota; Eurotiomycetes; Eurotiales; Aspergillaceae
Exons: 1
Coding region: 1-1668 (555 amino acids)
Source: RefSeq, a predicted model, not a curated record
AUGCUUCCCCGAUCAGCCCUUGACGACUCGGGUUUCGAUACAGGCAGGCGGUCGAGAAAUUCCAGUGUGACUCUUGCUGAUGGCAUCGAUCAAAAGCAAGUCAUCGACGGAAUUCCAAUCAUGGGUUUCACGAACGAAUUCGACCAGCCACUACGGUCUCUGCACGGACCCGAUAUUUACCCAACCAUUUCAAGUUUCGAUACAAUCAUUCAGAUCGCAGAAAAGGACGACAGAAAAGCGAUGCAGAGAGAAAGGUCCGUGUUUUGGCAAGGAGCCGAGCGCAAGGGUCAGUUUCGAGAUGCGUAUGCUUGGAUUGCAUUUCAACGCUCAGAGACAGGUGAAUUCUUUCUGUCUGAGAGAGCUCGAUUGCGCCUCGUUCCCAACUGGAUCUCUUUAGCAGGCAAAAACUACAAGAAUUUAGGGCAAAAUACAACCCGACAUCUUGGCAUAGAAAAACGUGUCUCUCGCACCCAGCACACGGUGGCCAAUUAUGAAUUCACCGUCCCAAUCAAAAACCUUCAAGACUCAGUCCGGAAAUUGCAAGCAGUGACAGAAGAUCUGACUAAUCUCUGGGCUAAAGCGAAGGUGAAUUUUACUAGUCUUGAAGCUUCUGCCGCUUGCGCAGCCUCUGCAGCCUCUGCAGCUUCUGUGGCUGUCUCCGCGGCGGCCUCUACAGCGCCUCUCGCUACACAAAAUGAACCUCAAGUAGAUGAAUCAACACUUGCCACUAUCACCCAGUUGAUGUCAACUGUUCCUGGACUGGAGGAAUCUUUCACGGGCAUUGGUUUAUAUGCACCAGCAGUGAAUCCCGAGAUGAGCGCAUCCGCUAUCCAGCCGACCUCUGCUGUUGCAUUAACAGAGGGGCGGCAGAAGAAUCUGCCCGUAGAGCAGCCUACUUUCACGAGAUCAGCUUCGGUUCCAACGCUUAUGUCCAUGCAGCCGAAUAUAACUUCAUCAUCUAUAUCGCGGUCUUCAGAAGCAGUGGUUCCAGAGCAGCCGUCAUCGAAUAUCUCGGUGCCCGACCCUUUGCGAGCUAGCAUGUCGUCAACUUCAGCAUCCACUUCAGUUUCCUCAAAUGCUGAAAGCCAACAGGGACCGCCACUGGCAGAUCUGUCAAUUUCUGGAGUCUCUGCUCCAGGCGUGAUAGCUUCUCAGUCAGCUUUGACGAACCAUUUGGACGAGUUCUUUUCGGGGAUCAUAGAUCCAUCGGCCCUUGAAAGCCCAACAUCGGAUUCUACAUCCCUGUUCAUAAAUCCCGGGUCUGUCGCUCGGGUGGAACCAGUGUCAGAAACGAUGAAUCAGCCGGCCAUUACAAUCUCCGAGAUACGUCCAGUACCCGCCCUUUUACCGUCAACUUCUAUCGCUUUAUUGACCAGCCCUUCAUCCACAACAAUAGAUCCAAUGACCCUCGCAGUCCCAGGGAUGGAGCCGAUGAAAACAUUUUUCCAACAGACUUCUGCCACAAAGUUGGAGCAGUCACCAAAAUCAGCUGUUCCUGGAAAAAGGCGCCAUGAAAGCUAUGAUCUUGGAAAUGCACCUCCUUCGGGACUCAUUGGAUUUGGCUUUGAUCCCCAUGCAGACAGAGAAGUGCACAGCAAACCAACCCCGGACGAGAAACGGCGGCGCCAAAACCACCCUAAGCCUGAUGCCCACCAGCCAACACCGUGA